Molecule: messenger RNA, 1788 nt
Organism: Cynocephalus volans (Philippine flying lemur)
Lineage: Eukaryota; Metazoa; Chordata; Mammalia; Dermoptera; Cynocephalidae
Gene: SLC13A1
Product: solute carrier family 13 member 1
Exons: 15
Coding region: 1-1788 (595 amino acids)
Biological process (GO): transmembrane transport
Cellular component (GO): membrane
Molecular function (GO): sodium:sulfate symporter activity
Source: RefSeq, a predicted model, not a curated record
AUGAAACUCCUCAGAUACAUUUUGGUUUAUCGUCGGUUUCUCCUUAUAGUUUCUGCUCUUUUGCUUUUACUGCCCUUGCCUCUCAUCCUCCGCGACAAGGAAGCAGAAUGUGCCUAUACACUUUUUGUUGUUGCUAUACUUUGGCUCACAGAAGCUUUGCCUCUGUCGGUAACGGCUUUGCUGCCUGCUUUAAUGUUCCCUAUGUUUGGGAUCAUGCAAUCUAAGGAGGUGGCAUCUGCUUAUUUCAAAGAUUUUCACCUACUCCUAAUUGGAGUUAUCUGUUUAGCAACAUCAAUAGAAAAAUGGAAUUUGCACAAGAGGAUUGCUCUGAGAAUGGUGAUGAUGGUGGGUGUGGACCCAGCAUGGCUGACGUUGGGGCUCAUGAGCAGCACUGCCUUUUUGUCUAUGUGGCUUAGCAACACCUCUACUGCUGCCAUGGUGAUGCCCAUUGUGGAGGCUUUGGCACAGCAGCUCAUCAGUGCUGAAGCAGAAGUCGAGACCACUCAGAUGACUUAUCUCAAUGGAUCUUCCAACCUUGGACUGGAAAUUGAUGGAAUUGUUAAUGUACAUGAAACAAACGAGAGGCAAGAGAACACAAAACCAGUUGAAGGAUACAGUAAUGAUGCAGAGAAAAUUUCAAGCAAGAUGGAGUUGGAAAAGAAUUCAGGCACAGAAAACAAAUAUCGAACAAAGAAGGACCACAUGAUGUGCAAGCUUUUGUGUCUGUGCAUUGCUUACUCUUCUACCAUUGGAGGACUGACAACGAUCACUGGUACCUCCACCAACUUGAUCUUUGCUGAGCAUUUCAACACACGCUACCCUGGUUGUGAUUGCCUCAACUUUGGAUCAUGGUUUAUACUUUCCUUCCCAGCUGCUAUUAUUAUUCUACUCUUGUGCUGGAUCUGGCUUCUGUGGCUUUUCCUGGGACUCAAUUUUAAAGAAAUGUUCAAAUGUGGAAAAGCCAAAACAGUCAAACAAAAAGCUUGUGCUGAGGUGAUCAAGCAAGAAUAUGAAAAACUUGGGCCAAUAAGGUAUCAAGAAAUUGUGACAUUGGUCCUCUUUAUUAUAAUGGCCCUGCUAUGGUUUAGCCGCGAUCCAGGAUUUGUUUCUGGUUGGUCUGCACUUUUUUCAAAGUACCCUGGUUUUGCUACAGAUUCAACUGUUGCCUUACUUAUCGGACUCCUAUUCUUUCUUAUUCCAGCUAAGAUAUUGACUAAAACUACACCUACAGGAGAAAUAGUUGCUUUUGAUUACUCUCCACUGAUUACUUGGAAAGAAUUCCAGUCAUUCAUGCCCUGGGAUAUAGCCAUUCUUGUUGGUGGAGGGUUUGCCUUAGCAGAUGGCUGUGAGGAGUCAGGACUAUCCAGUUGGAUAGCAAAUAAAUUAUCUCCUCUAGGUUCGUUACCAGCAUGGCUAAUAAUCCUCAUAUCUUCUUUGAUGGUCACAUCUUUAACAGAGGUAGCCAGCAACCCAGCUACCAUUACUCUUCUUCUCCCAAUAUUGUCUCCACUGGCUGAAGCCAUUCAAGUGAACCCUCUUUAUAUUUUGAUACCUUCUACUCUGUGUACAUCGUUUGCAUUCCUCCUACCAGUAGCAAACCCACCCAAUGCUAUAGUUUUUUCAUAUGGCCAUCUGAAAGUCAUUGACAUGGUUAAAGCUGGACUUGGUAUUAAUAUUGUGGGUGUUGCUGUGGUGAUGCUUGGCGUGUCUACCUGGAUGGUGCCCAUGUUUGACCUCCACACCUACCCUUCUUGGGCUCCUGCAAUUAGCAAUGAGACCAUGCCAUGA